UUAUUGUUUUAAUAUAUUAUUCCUAAUUCUGUCAACAAGACGAUAUAGUUGAAUAUUGAAAAAAAUUUAUAAUCAAUAAAAAUUAUUAAUCCAAGCUAUGUUUAUUAUGUACCAUAGACCACUCUGUACUUAUUCAAAUAUAUAACUUUUCGUUCGUAUUGUACCGCAAGCAAGGUUGAUAUUUCAGUCGAGUCUCGUUCAAUAUCAAUUGUGAAUUGCGCGAAAUGCUAGUAACGUUUGUCCAAUUCGAUUACAUUUUUUGUUAAAUAUAAUUGGUUUUGUUUACGACAUAUUUCAAUAAAUAUCAACAAUUUAGUGUUAAUUUCAUUUAAUUAUUUAACAUUUACCAUUUGAGCAACUAAGUUUGCUUACAAGAUUAAAUUAUAAAGAAACAAAUCGUACACUUUAAUGCGCCAUUUGUCAAAGGAUUUCGUUAGCUCAAAAAAUAUUAGUAAAACAUCACAAUGCAGCACCCACGACGCACUUCAGAAUUCCACGAUGAACCUGGUACAGCAACAAAACGGAACUCUCGGAGUACUCAAAUGCGUCUAAGUCGCAUAGCACGACCACACUCAAUAGAUCGCCAAACCUUGGGACUGCCUAGCUCUGCGAAUCGUGGCAGUAGAAUCACACCACAAAAGCAAGCGCAAAACAAUGGGAUUACUGAAGCGCCUGGCACUGCAAAUAAGUACACCACCAAGACGAGUCGCAUUGCGCGACCUUCUUCAGGCGAACGUCAAACAUUGGGUAUUCCAGGAUCUGCACUGCGCGGCAGUCGGACCACACCACAAAAAACUCCAACUUCAAUUAGUAAAACAGCAACACGUGUACUCUUCACAGCCGAAAAGCAGCGAAAUGCUCAUAAUGACAAGAAAUGGGUACAAGAAAGAGCCCAACAGAUUACGGAAUAUUUGAGAGAAACCGUGUCUGGUGCCGUACACGGACUAUCAUGUGAAUUCUUCGCGCGUAGUGGUUGUCUACGUCAAAUGUCAACUAAACAAUUUAUAGCAAUAAUCAAUCAUUUUCUUUACUAUAUCUGGGGUACACGAUUCACUGUAGGCAAUAAUUAUAU
Molecule: messenger RNA, 1072 nt
Organism: Bactrocera dorsalis (oriental fruit fly)
Lineage: Eukaryota; Metazoa; Arthropoda; Insecta; Diptera; Tephritidae
Biological process (GO): attachment of mitotic spindle microtubules to kinetochore
Cellular component (GO): Ndc80 complex
Source: RefSeq, a predicted model, not a curated record